CUCUUAUUAUAAAUAAAACCCUCACAAUUUAACAGAUCUAUAAACUUCCUGAUUUGGAAAAUAUGUGUUUUUUUUCAACGAUUGAGGUAACAUUGAAUGUUUAAUUCAUGUCGAGUUCACGUACAUCGGUGCUGGGAUUUGUUGGGAUAAACGAUACAUAUUCCUUUAUUUGGAAGAAUGAAGUGGAGUUUAAAUUUGUUAUGGCUUGUAUGGUGCAUAUGGUUAAAUGUUAGCAACCACCAGGUAGGAGGAGAAUUUGAUGAACGAUGUACAACAUAUUGCGCAUGCUGUAAAGACAAAAUAUGUGGACAAAUGUAUGGGUUUCCUAACGCUUGUACUGAAGGCUGUAUUGAUGGUUAUAGAGGUGCUCGCUGUUAUGAACUAUGUACACACAAUUGUACACAAUGCUAUUAUCAUGCAGAUGAGUGUAGUGCGUGCUAUGAUGGCUAUUAUCCCGGCCUUGCUAGAGACUGCACAUCAAAGUGUUUAUCCGGAUGUAGAACAUGUACGUCAGGAACCACGUGUACAUCAUGCAAGGAGGGAUAUAAUAAUGACAAUGGUCGAAAUGAUUGUAGUAAUCGUAACUGUCCUGAAAAUUGUAAAUGUGAUAACGGUCAAUGCGCAUCAUGUAAGGACGGAUAUUACGAUACCAGUAAUAAAUGUAAUAGUUUAUGUCCAGGGAACUGUGUCACGUGUUUGUCAAAUACGGUUUGUAGAUCGUGUAAGGAUGGUUAUUUUAAAGGUUACCAGAACGACAACAUAAACCUCCCUUUGUUGAACGACUGUACAUACAAAUGCCGAGAUAACUGUGUACGUUGCUCGUCCUAUGAUAGUUGCUCUCUGUGUAUAUCUGGUUUUUAUGGAUCGACAUGCAACAACAGUUGUUCAGCUGGUUGCAUAUCAAACACUUGCGAUAUAUUGACUGGAAACUGUCAUUGCUCUCCUAAUUUUGCUGGGGAAAGAUGUGACAAAUGCAAAACCGGGAAAUAUGGAAAUAUGUGCGAUCAACAAUGUCCUGAACCGUGUAAAGGUAACGUAUGUGAAAAAGAUUCUGGUGAUUGUACAGACGGAUGUACUAUAGACACGUAUAUUGGUGAUAAAUGUGACGUUUGUUUAACCGGGUGGUAUGGACAAUACUGUAAUAUAUCUUGUUCUGCCGGAUGUAUAAAUCAGCAAUGCGAGAAAAAUGACGGUAAAUGCUCCAAUGGAUGUCUUGAUAACUUUGUAGGAAGGCAAUGCAAUCAAUGCAUACCUGGCAAGUAUGGUGAUGCAUGCCACAGUGACUGUUCUGCCAAUUGUGACAGGAACGAAUGCAUUAAAGACUCUGGAAUUUGUAUUAAUUGCAAUGAAAACUUUGUUGGAGAUAAAUGUGAAAACUGUUCUGUUGGUUUUUAUGGUUCAGUUUGCUCUGAGAGAUGCCCGAAUAAUUGUUGGAAUGAUGUAUGUGAACGGGAUACAGGCACGUGCUCUGAUGGCUGUUUCAACAAUAAUUCGGGUGACAGAUGUUGUAUAAAUAAUAACAACUGUAUCACAUGUUUGUCAGAUACUAGGUGUAAACAAUGUAAGUCUGGAUACUUCAAUGACCAAGGUGACAAACAAUGUCCUUCGAACUGUCUAAAGUCUUGUCAUAUCGAAACCGGUGUCUGUGAUGGUUGCAAAGGUAAUUUUUAUGGUGAAAGUUGUAACUUUAUAUGUGCCUCUACAUGCAAUAUUCAAACAACAGCGAAUGGAAGUAUAUGUCAGCAAAGUAAUGGAAAGUGUCUAUAUGGAUGCCUAGAUGGUUUCCACGGUUUACAGUGUUCUGAAAAAUGUUCUGUUUAUUGCAACGAUACACUUUGUAAGCAAGACGACGGCAAAUGUACAAAAGGUUGCAAACUGAAAGUAAAGAAUGACAAUAUUUGCCCUCUGACAUCCGACUUAGGUUCCUCAGCGCAGUCAGUAAAUACAGCUGUUAUAUCACUUGGAACAAUUCUUGCUGCGUCAGUAGUUGUUAACAUCAUAUUUGUGGUUACGUUGUUUCUCCGGAAAUAUCGGAAAAGGGUCAAUGAAACUUACAAAACAAAAGGACCUGCUUAUGAAAACUCUGGCAUUGAAAUGGAAUGUGGAAGUUCAGCAAAUGCUGGCAGUGCAAGCAAGCAUGAAAUAAUACAAGCAUCAAAGAGCAACACUGUGUUAAAGUCGCCUGACUAUGAGGAUCUCGAAAGAGUUCAAGUUUCUGAGCAUGAAUAUGGAGAAAUUCGUCCAGACACUUGAUAUCAUUGAUGGACUUAUCACAGUAAGCACGUGCGAAGAUAAAUGGUCAUCAACAACAAUGAACUGUAUUAAAAUAGUCGGACUGAGAACAGAGUAACAAUUUAAAUUAUAAACAAUGGACGACAUUAUAUCAAACACAAACUAUUUCCUAAUUGUAUAGUGCUGUAUAUUUGUUUAUAUUUUUAUGUGUUUAACACUAUUGUAAAUACUUUUUUAAAAGCAUUUAAAACAUUUGACUGCAUGUUGAUAUUUUGAUAUCCGCUCUUUUAAAGACAUAACAGUUCCAUAUAACGGAUGUGCAUACUUACAUAAUUAAAUACCUCAUUCAUUUUGCUAAGUUUUAUAAGUUUUGACAUUCGUUUUGUACAACGGUGCAAGUGAUUUUUUGUAAUAAAAUAAACAAAAUGUCAAGUUGAACUGUUAGUGUAUUUUUUGGAAAGUCUGAUCUACAAAUGACUCACUUGUGUAUUUUUUUUUUUCAUAUGGCAACUGUCCAGCUUUACUAGUGGGAGAGACAUCAGCUGCCCUUCCGUGCUUUAUUAAAUUAUUUUAAUUCUGGUUUAACGAUGAUAUUACAUUUAUUCUGUUAAUUGCUGAUAGUAUUGCUAUUUUAAGUAAAUCACCUGAAGACUUACGAAAGCUAAAAUGAAUUGCAUAAUUACUGGACUUUAUUAGGAGUAAAAGUAUACAAAUGUUUAAAGUACGAUUAUGUUUAGUAGGAUGAUGGUUCUGAUUUGAAAUAACGAGCAUUGGACAUAUAAUGAUAUUCUUUAGUUGACAAUUUCAAUUAUUAAGGUACUGUCUUUAACUAUACUGGUAGUUUUUCUUCUUACUUUGAAUCAAGAAUAUUUAGCAGGGAAAUCUUUAAAGGCAUUCAAUUAUUUGUUCAAUUUUAUGUAUUUUAAAGUAUCCUGUGAAAAAAAUGGGGAUUUGGUAAAAGUAAAGAAUUUCGAACGAGCACAUCUAAAAUUUUGUAAGUCAAUGUGUUAAGCAUACAAUAAGCAGCAUGUCUAUUUAUAGUGAGCUGGAAAGGAACCUUUUAUUUGUAUAUAGAUAUGUACGGAUUAUCAAAUUCUGGUUUAAUAUUGUUGUAAAGUUUUGGUUCCACUUAUGAGAUUUUAAUUGAUAUUUCGAGUUGUACUUGUGAUUAUUGGUUAAGAAUUGCUGCACACCUUGGACUUGCUGUGCUCCUUAGUAUUGGACUUGCUGCACUAUUGGUCUUACUGCAUUAUUGAACUAUGUAGCUACGCUUCUUAGACUUGCUGCGCUCCUUGGUCUUGCUGCACUGUAUAAGAUUUGCUGCAGUAUUGGACAUGCUGCACUAUUGGACUUGCUACACUCAUUUCACUUGCUACAGUAUAUUAAUUUGUGCAAGUUUUUCUGACUUAGUUGCCAUUUUCUCUUUAACUUUGAUAUAUAUACAAUUUUCAACUUGAUUGUAAAUAAAUAAAUAAAUGCAUCAUAAAUAACGUAGCAUAAUUUUUGUCCUUUUUAGCUGAUAAUGAUCAAUGGAAAAGAUAAAUGAGAUCGAUUAAAUACUCAUGACCAUAUAAGCUAAUACUUGACAACACUCGACAGUUACUCUUU
Ruditapes philippinarum (Manila clam) is the source of this 3840-nucleotide messenger RNA. RefSeq names its product multiple epidermal growth factor-like domains protein 10. The record is from RefSeq and is a predicted model, not a curated record. The transcript is spliced from 8 exons. Bases 178 to 2253 code for a protein of 691 amino acids. Gene Ontology annotation, molecular function: scavenger receptor activity. Lineage: Eukaryota; Metazoa; Mollusca; Bivalvia; Venerida; Veneridae.